CGGCCGUAUUUUUAAGCAGCACACAACCAGCGCGGCUCCAGGUCACCAGUCAACAUGUAUUGUGCACGAAGUCUCGCCCUGAUUCAUCUGAGAAACUUCUAGCACCUGCUAAACAAUGAGUGGCUCCAAGCCGGACAUCCUGUGGUCCCCCCAUCACCCGGACCGUUAUGUCAUCUGUGACUCCGAGCUGGGGUUGUACCGCAUUGGACCUGUGGGAAACACUGAAACUAAGGCCGGGACUUUGCCACUCUCCGAAGAAACUGCUGCUACUUUGUUAGCCAUCAACUCAGACACCCCUUACAUGAAGUGUGUGGCCUGGUACUCCAAACAUGAGCCAGAGUGCUUGCUGGCUGUUGGCCAGGCCAAUGGGAGGGUGGUCCUCACCAGUUUGGGUCAGAGCCACAACUCUGCUUGCAAAGAGCUUGUGGGGAAGGAGUUUGUCCCAAAACAUGCGCGACAGUGCAACACAUUGGCCUGGAACCCAGUGGACAGCAACCUUCUGGCGGCAGGUUUGGACAAACAUCGAGCGGACUUCUCCGUCCUCAUCUGGGACAUCAGCAGCAAGUUCUCCCCGGAGGCGAGCGCUACAGCAGAGAAGAUCCGCCUUUCGUCCGUGGACUCUGACUCAAACUCGGUGGUGACCAAACCUCUUUAUGAGCUGGGCCAGAAUGACGCAUGCCUCUCGCUCUGCUGGCUUCUCCGUGACCCCAAGCUGCUUUUGGCUGGGAUGCAUCGCAACCUGGCCAUCUUUGACCUGCGAAAUACUAGCCAGAAGACGUUUGUCAACACCAAGGCCAUCCAGGGAGUGACCGUUGACCCGCACUUUCCUGACCGUGUGGCCUCCUUCUUUGAGGGUCAGGUGGCCAUCUGGGACCUGAGGAAGUUUGAGAAGCCGGUGCUCACGCUGACUGAGCAGCCCAAACCACUCACCAAGGUGGCAUGGUGUCCCACUCGCACCGGCCUCCUUGCAACACUGACACGCGACAGCAACAUCAUCCGCCUCUACGAUAUGCAGCACACGCCGACGCCCAUCGGCGACGAGACAGAGCCGACCAUCAUCGAGCGCAGCGUGCAGCCCAGCGACAACCAGAUCGGCAGCUUCGCCUGGCACCCGUCCUCCCAGAACCGCAUGGUGGUAGUCUCGGCCGCGAAUCGAGUCAUGACAGACUUCACUGUGUUUGAGCGUAUCUCCCUGGCGUGGAGCUCCACCACCUCGCUGAUGUGGGCCUGCGGCAGACACCUGUAUGACUGUGGAGAGGACGGAAGUGAGGGUGUGAUGGAGAGAGACAUCGCCACCAAGAUGAGGCAACGAGCCCAGUCCAUGUACGGGCACGACACCGUCCAAGUGUGGAGGAACCACCUGCUAGCUGGGGGGAACGACCCGCAGCUCAAAUCGCUGUGGUUCGACUUGUCCUAUAUGAAACAGUGUGCUGAGGACGCAGAGCUGAAACUGCAGGGAAACAAGCAGUCGGUGGUUUACUCUGGAAUCAAGAACAUUGUAAAGAUCAGCUCAGGUACCUGCGAGAGCCGCAAGUGUUGGAGCGGUUCGGACCGCCAGGCUGAUGUGCCACGGUACCACAGUGAGGAGCGUUGCCUGGCCCUACGACUCUGCGGCUGGAUCAGUCGAGGGCCAGACGUCGACGUGGAGCCGUUCUUGAGGUCUCUGGAGAAGGAGCGGGAGUGGGAGCGAGCCGCUGCCGUCGCUCUCUUCAACCUGGACAUCCGCAGGGCCAUCCAGAUCCUCAACAAGGGCGCCUCCGCUGACAACGGCGACCUGAACCUGAAUGUGGUCGCCAUGGCGCUGUCGGGCUACACUGACGAGAAGUCAUCACUGUGGAGGGAGAUGUGCAGCGCGCUGCGGCUGCAGCUGAAGAACCCGUACCUCUGCGUCAUGUUCGCCUUCCUCACCAGUGAACCUGGAUCCUAUGACGGCGUCCUGUAUGAGAGCAGCGUGGCCGUCCGGGAUCGAGUCGCCUUCGCCUGCAUGUUCCUCAGCGACUCACAGCUGCCACGCUACAUUGAUAAACUGACCGGCGACAUGAAGGAGUCGGGCAACUUGGAGGGGAUCCUGCUGACCGGUCUGACCAAAGACGGCGUCGACCUGAUGGAGAGUUACGUGGACAGAACAGGCGAUGUUCAGACGGCCAGUUUCUGCAUGCUUAAGGGGUCGCCGGUCGACGUGCUCAAGGACCCCCGGGUGCAGUGCUGGAUCGAAAACUACCGCAACCUGCUGGACGCCUGGAGGUUUUGGCACAAGCGAGCAGAGUUUGACAUCCACAGAGGGAAGCUGGACCCCAGCUCCAAACCCUUGGCCCAGGUGUUCGUGAGCUGCAACUUCUGCGGGAAGUCCAUCUCUUACAGCUGCUCGGCAAUGCCGCACCAGGGCCGCGGCUUCAGCCAGUACGGAGUGAGUGGUUCGCCCACCAAGUCCAAAGUCACCAGUUGCCCCGGCUGUAGGAAACCGCUGCCCCGCUGUGCCCUCUGCCUCAUGAACAUGGGCACCCCGGUUUCCAACUGUCCAGGGCCCGGGAAGUCAGAGGAGACGGUGGAUCUGAUUAGAGAAAACAAGCUCGCUCAGUUCAACAACUGGUUCACCUGGUGCCACAACUGUCGCCACGGCGGUCACGCUGGACACAUCCUCAGCUGGUUCAGGGACCACACUGAGUGCCCGGUGUCAGCGUGCACGUGCAGGUGCAUGCAGCUGGACACCACCGGGAACCUGGUGCCCUCUGACAGCAGCUAAUCCAGUCAAACCUGUCGGGAUCUGGAACCAAACCGAGGCCCGGCGAGCACUAGCCACCAUCGUGCCAGGGGACCAUGAACCCUCCACUCAUAGUCUAGUGAAUGUAACAGAGCCGGAAAUCAAGAAGGGAGGUGUGUGUGUUUUCACUGAUUGAUCCGAAUCAAUAUAAGAAAAGGGAGGAAACCCACAUGUGCUGCUCUGCUAAGGAGAUGCCACACUCAGGAAUAUUGCUCCGAUAUCUUCAGAGUCGUCACCAGUUGCCAACUGUUGUGUGUGGAUUCGAUGCAACACAACGACCAUCUUCACAUACCUCAUUGAGUUUCGGAGAAGUGCACGACAACACUUGCUGUGUUGGUGCUACACUUGACCUGGCAGAGGUAGUGGGAGGGGCCAGCUGGUUGGAGGGUGAGGGGGCUUUCAUUCUUGGGUCUAUAUUCACCCGUCGCCAUGAAAGAAGCUUCCAAAAACGGCAGCUGCUCGGCUCUCUGACAAGACCCUCCAUAUUGUUCUUCUCAUAAAGAGCCUCAGCUGCCGGAACCCUAGUGAUUCAAUGAGGGGACAGUCUGAGCGCGGACCCUCCCUCCACUCUGCCCCGCUCGACACCCGCUAACAUACAUUUUCAUUUAGGCGCCGCAUUUGCACCUAAAAUCUGUGCGACUGUUCAAGGACAGCCUGCCUGCUGUGUUUUAAGUUUCACCUCCCUUCCUGUAUCAUGUAUUGUCAGAUGGAGGAGCUGGGCGGGGGGGCUGCUACUGUAUGGGGCUGUGAGGACUGGGGUGCAGUGUGGGCGCUUUUAUAAGGUCUGCCAGUCCUUUGUCUGAUUC
Synchiropus splendidus (mandarinfish) is the source of this 3567-nucleotide messenger RNA. RefSeq names its product missing oocyte, meiosis regulator, homolog (Drosophila) (gene mios). Gene Ontology annotation, biological process: positive regulation of TORC1 signaling; cellular response to amino acid starvation. Lineage: Eukaryota; Metazoa; Chordata; Actinopteri; Syngnathiformes; Callionymidae. Gene Ontology annotation, cellular component: cytoplasm. Gene Ontology annotation, molecular function: protein binding. The record is from RefSeq and is a predicted model, not a curated record. The coding region runs from base 116 to 2743 and encodes 875 amino acids. The transcript is spliced from 12 exons.